AUGAAGCGCGCCAAGGUCAAGUAUGCAGCUGGCAAGAAAGCUUUCUGCUUUCGCUGGCAGGCAGCUGGGCAAAGCAUCCAUUUUCAGACAACAGUACCCGCAGCUGGUGGCUCCGCAACGGCAGCUGCGGUCAUUGCAAGAUCAUGCUACGUCAAGUUUGAGCAAGGCUGGACGAAGGACCGGGUCCGCGAGUUCAGGAACCAGUGCUAUGCAAAACUGGGAGGACGAGUCCUCACAAGCUCUCCUCCGCAAAAGAGCUUCAGCCAAGGAACAAAGGAGUCCCUGCACGAGUCGAAAGAAUCAGAUCCUCGUGCCGUCGCAAGCGCAUCAAGCGUCACUAAGCCGCAAUGGCACCUCGUGCCCGAAACGCUUCAUCCGGCGAAGCGUCCCCGCAUGGAGGAGUCCCCAACCUCCCCAACCAGCAAGUGGAAGCUCCAGAGUUCCAACUCCAAGAACCGCAGCGGACAGGCUUGGGGAGCAUUUCUGCAGCCUACAGACCUGAAGCUCAUCUUGGAUGACCCGCAGGCCUAUUCUUUGCCGCACAAGGAAGUGCGGAGCAUCCGCUCACAGGGCCUGGUGGGAUCGCAAGCUUCCCUGCCGGCUUCACAGCCGGAGACCCUGCAAGCAAGAGUGAGGCUGCAAGCAGCCACUGACCUGGAUGAAGCACCACGUGGACGACAAGCAGAGAAUUCGGAUAUAGGAUUCAACGGCUUCUUUGGCUGUUGCGGUUGCUGCUGCCAAGCACAUCGGCAAGCCAAUGCAACUUCGGGCAUUCGGCAGAAGUGCCCAGGAGGCUCCCAGGGAAGGAUGGUCACAUGCCCUGGCCGCGACCAGAGCAAAGUUGCCAGGAAUCCGAAUCCAGGUGGAUUUGCAAGUGCGGACAGCAGUCGACUGCUGAACUUGGGACACGAUGCUACAGCCGUUGCUGCCGUGGUCAAGCCACCAGCUCCCAACGUCGAAGCGUACAGUGCUCAACAGCCGGUCUUCAAGCAUGAAGUGGGUGAAGGGGAUGCCGAAGGUUCUCAGCUGGAGAGCAGCGCACAUUCCACAGCAUCUGCUCCGGAGAGCCAACACCGUCCAGAAAGCCAGCCAACACCUUUCUGCUGGGAUCUUCCUGUGGAGAAGAUUGUGGAGUCUGUGCCAGACUCGCUGCCUCCAUUCAUAGACCUACAAGAGCCAGUCGCUCUGCCGGCAUCACCUGCAUCGAUACCUGUGCCAGAUCCGCCUCGCGUCGAGAGUUUGCCGACCCCAUGGUUCAGCCAACCUACGCCCCAAGUGGAGCUGUCUGAUCUGCGAUACGUCAGCGAUCUAACUCCCGUGCCAGCUAAGCAAGAGGAGGACGGCCUUCCAGGCCUAGCGAGCUCCAGCAUUCCCGUGCCUAUCAACUCCGCUCUUUCAGAGAACUCGGCCUCGCAAGCCUCGGCGCAAGCCUCGGCCGCAGCGGCUGCCCCGGCAGUCCCAUCGAAGCCAUCUGGCGAGGCAGCUUGUGAUCCACAGGACUCUCCGUUUGCAACAUCAUUGGACGUACUGUCCUUGACGCGAGAUCGGCCCCCUACAGCCAGCAUCAAACAGGAUUCGUGCAUGGCCAAACCAGACUCGAAUUUCGCAGCGCUGCUGCUGCAGCGCUCUCGCGCAGCAGCCGCCACCCGCGGUGAUGCGCAAAGGCCCGGCGCUUUCAAAAAAGAAUCACUUCGCAAACAGAGACCACUGGAAGAUGCAGACGCGACUGAUCUACCAUCGGCCUCGUGUUUGACGGCCAUCGGGCGUGCAACAAUCUGCCGCUUUGCCAGAAAAGUCAUGUCAGGCGAAGCGGCACGGAUUUUCAACGGUGAGGAACUAUGCAUUUCUACUGCUUCGCGGAAUCAAGACGUACAUGUCCCGGCUGUUCGGUAA
Symbiodinium necroappetens is the source of this 1893-nucleotide messenger RNA. The record is from the annotation of a GenBank genome assembly. Lineage: Eukaryota; Dinophyceae; Suessiales; Symbiodiniaceae.